This is a messenger RNA of Grammomys surdaster, 957 nucleotides long. Its product is annotated as cadherin-8. Gene Ontology annotation, cellular component: membrane; axon terminus; catenin complex. Gene Ontology annotation, biological process: multicellular organism development; synaptic transmission, glutamatergic; homophilic cell-cell adhesion. Lineage: Eukaryota; Metazoa; Chordata; Mammalia; Rodentia; Muridae. The record is from RefSeq and is a predicted model, not a curated record. Bases 1 to 957 code for a protein of 318 amino acids. The transcript has 4 exons. Gene Ontology annotation, molecular function: cadherin binding; calcium ion binding.
AUGAAUCAGGCUCACCUUCUAACUACUGGAUCCCCUUUGGAACUAAGCAGGCAGAGUGAAGACAUGAGGAUUUUGAACCGCUCCAAAAGAGGCUGGGUUUGGAAUCAAAUGUUUGUCCUGGAAGAAUUUUCUGGACCUGAACCGAUUCUCGUUGGCCGGGCUCUUCCACAGUUUGUCGUCACACUUAACUGUAAAUCCUUUAAACCAGAUGAUAACUCCCUGAGCAUUCUGGCAAAACAUAAUGGAUUCAACCGCCAGAAGCAAGAAGUCUACCUUCUGCCUAUAGUCAUCAGUGACAGCGGGAACCCUCCUCUGAGUAGCACCAGUACCCUGACCAUCCGAGUCUGUGGCUGUAGCAAUGAUGGCGUGGUCCAGUCAUGCAAUGUUGAAGCUUAUGUCCUUCCUAUUGGACUCAGUAUGGGCGCCUUAAUUGCUAUAUUAGCAUGCAUCAUUUUGCUGCUCGUCAUUGUGGUUCUGUUUGUUACCCUGAGGCGGCAUAAAAACGAACCACUAAUUAUCAAAGAUGAUGAAGACGUUCGAGAAAACAUCAUUCGCUAUGACGACGAAGGAGGAGGGGAGGAGGACACAGAGGCUUUUGACAUUGCAACUUUGCAAAACCCAGAUGGAAUUAAUGGAUUUUUACCCCGUAAGGAUAUUAAACCAGAUUUGCAGUUUAUGCCAAGGCAAGGGCUUGCUCCAGUUCCAAAUGGUGUUGAUGUCGAUGAAUUUAUAAAUGUAAGGCUGCAUGAGGCAGAUAAUGACCCCACAGCCCCACCAUAUGACUCCAUACAGAUUUAUGGCUAUGAAGGCCGAGGGUCUGUGGCUGGCUCCCUCAGCUCCUUGGAGUCCACCACAUCAGACUCAGACCAGAAUUUUGACUACCUCAGUGACUGGGGUCCCCGCUUUAAGAGACUGGGCGAACUCUACUCUGUUGGUGAAAGUGACAAAGAAACUUGA